GUCAGACACCUCGGUAGCUUGUAGACAAAAUAGACGAACGGAUAAAGCUCUUUAGAGGUGUUCGUGUAUAUUAGACACUGUGUUUUAAACCCACUUCUGUCGUCUAGUUAGUUAUCCGAUUAAAUUUCAUAUUUCCGAUGUUAUUGGUCAGCUCAUGGCAAUUUAGAUUGCGGCUCAUUCAUUAGCAUAGCUAGCUAACACCUCCGACCAUGAGUUCACUGAGCUACUCUCCUGCUAAAGAAGAGGCGGUCUGCUGGACGGAGAAAGAGGGACUGUGGCUGAACGUUGUCGUGAAAGAGGAGAAAGAAGAAGAGGCUGUUACAAUACAAAAACAAGUGGAGGGUGAGGCUGUUACAGUUAAAGAAGAGGAAGACGCAUUCAGAGUGAAAGAGGAGGAUGUUACAGUAAAAGAAGAGGAGGAAGAGAAAGAGGAGGGUGCAGUUUUUGGAGUUAAAGAGGAGGAGUGGGAGAUGACUGUCACAUCCAAAAAAGAAGAGGAGGAAACUGGAUAUCUGGGCCCGGUUUCCCAAAUGCAUCUUAAGGCAUCCAAUGGUAACGAAGAAUUUAGCCAUAAAAUGGUUUUGGGAAACCGGGCCCUGAUUAACACUGGAGAGAGACAUGACGAUUGUGGAUCCUCUGGGGAGCCUCAACAACAUCAUGAAGCUGAAGAGGAGAGUUUUUCCGCAUCAGAACAUCUCAAGAAACAGAAGCGGAAACGCACAGGGAAGAAACCUCAACGCUGCUCUGACUGUGGGAAGAGAUUCACCUCUUCAGCAGACCUCAAAAGACAUCAGAGAAUCCAUACAGGAGAGAAACCUUAUAGCUGUGAUCAAUGUGGGAAGAGAUUUACUGAUCUUAGCAGCCUGAAAAGACACCAGAGAAUUCACACUGGAGAGAAACCGUAUAGCUGCACUGACUGUGGGAAGAGUUUUAAUGUUCCAAGCAGCCUGAAAACGCACCAAAGAAUUCACACGGGAGAGAAACCUUAUAGCUGUGAUCAAUGUGGGAAGAGUUUUGUUUCAUCUAGCCAGCUGACUGUACACCAGAGAACACACACAGGAGAGAAAUGUUAUAGCUGUGAUCAAUGUGGGAAGAGUUUUGUUUCAUCUAGCCAGCUGACUGCACACCAGAAAACACACACAGGAGAGAAAUUGUAUAGCUGUGAUCAAUGUGGGAAGAGAUACUCUGGUAAAAGAUCUCUGAUUAGACAUCAGAAAAUCCAUGAAGGAGUUGUUCCAUGAUAACAAU
Molecule: messenger RNA, 1248 nt
Organism: Oncorhynchus masou masou (cherry salmon)
Lineage: Eukaryota; Metazoa; Chordata; Actinopteri; Salmoniformes; Salmonidae
Product: zinc finger protein 664-like
Exons: 2
Coding region: 210-1241 (343 amino acids)
Source: RefSeq, a predicted model, not a curated record